Molecule: messenger RNA, 1180 nt
Organism: Uloborus diversus
Lineage: Eukaryota; Metazoa; Arthropoda; Arachnida; Araneae; Uloboridae
Product: voltage-gated potassium channel subunit beta-2-like
Exons: 15
Coding region: 1-1155 (384 amino acids)
Biological process (GO): regulation of potassium ion transmembrane transport; potassium ion transport
Cellular component (GO): cytoplasm; voltage-gated potassium channel complex
Molecular function (GO): potassium channel regulator activity; voltage-gated potassium channel activity; transmembrane transporter binding
Source: RefSeq, a predicted model, not a curated record
AUGAGCAUUGAUUCGGACUUCAACAAAGGGACCACCUUGAAGAACAGCCUAGCUCCUAUUGCCAGCCUCGAGUGCAUUGAUGAAAGUUCGGCGACAAGCGACGGAUCAAGAACCCUUCCACCGAGCCGUCAAAUCUCUGUCUCUGCUGCCCCGGGGAUAAGAUUCAAAAAUCUCGGCAAAUCUGGUUUGAAGAUAUCAAGUGUUGGCCUAGGUACAUGGGUCACAUUUGGGCAAAAUCUGUCCGAAGAACAGGCAGAAGAAAUCAUUCAAGCUGCCUAUGACCAUGGGAUUAACAUAUUUGAUACCGCGGAUGCCUAUGCUGGUGGAAGGUCUGAAGUCCUUCUAGGAAAGAUUUUAAAAAACAGUGGAUGGAAACGUUCGAGCUACAUUGUUGCCACAAAACUUGUGUGGGGAAGCAAGUUAGAUAGCGACCGAGGACUGUCGAGAAAAUUUAUCCUGGAAGCUAUAGAUGCCAGUUUGCAAAGGUUACAAAUGGAAUAUGUGGACAUUGUCUACAUCAACAGAACGGAUCCCAUGUGCCCAAUCGAAGAGGUAGUUCGUGCCUGUACACACGCCAUUAAUCACGGCAAAGCGAUGUACUGGGGUACAUCACGAUGGACAGCGAUGGAAAUAAUGGAGGCCUACACGGUGGCACGCCAAUGUCAUCUCAUUCCUCCGUCCGCAGAGCAGACUGAAUAUCAUAUGUUCCAGAGGGAAAAGGUGGAAAUUCAUUUACCAGAGCUCUUUCAUAAGAUAGGUACCGGCACAAUAACUUGGUCUCCCCAAGCCUUUGGACUCCUCACGGGAAAAUUCGAUGAAGGUGUUCAACUUCUUUCGAGGGGAUCUUUGAAAAGCUUAUCAGCCUUACAGGAUCGAAUGAAUACAGAUGGAAGCCACAGUCCCAAGCACCAGUACAAGACGCGAGAGCUCACCCAUAUCGCCGACAAGCUCGGCUGUACUAUGACGCAGCUUACUAUAGCCUGGUGUCUAAAAAGUGAACAAGUACAGUGCGUGCUACUAGGAGCCCUCUCAGUAGAACACCUAUACGAUCAAUUACAAGCCUUGCAGAUCAUUCCGAAGCUCACGACCAACAUAUCGAACGAGAUUGAGAAGAUUCUGGACAACAAGCCGACCCGGCACCCCUUGCAGAGGUGACUGGUGCAGAGUCGGGGCCCCUCCG